This is a messenger RNA of Brassica napus (rape), 4191 nucleotides long. Its product is annotated as protein SUPPRESSOR OF NPR1-1 CONSTITUTIVE 4. The record is from RefSeq and is a predicted model, not a curated record. NCBI's taxonomy places the organism in Eukaryota, Viridiplantae, Streptophyta, Magnoliopsida, Brassicales, Brassicaceae. Gene Ontology annotation, biological process: lipid metabolic process; protein phosphorylation. The transcript has 11 exons. The coding region runs from base 83 to 4024 and encodes 1313 amino acids. Gene Ontology annotation, molecular function: protein kinase activity; ATP binding; polysaccharide binding.
AUUGUUGUUUUCCUAUCUAUAUGGUGUAAAUUCCCGAGAAGAAAGAAGGUUGUGAAGUUAACUUCCGGCAAGUAAUCCGACAAUGCAAGCUUCGACAAUUUUACUCUAUGGUCUUGUUCUGAUUCAGCUGUUUGCUGCUCAAACAAAUGCUAAAAGAUCUAGAAGUCCAUGGCAGACACUCAGUGGUGAUGCUCCUCUUGUAAUUGCUAGUGGUGGGUUUUCUGGAUUGUUUCCAGACUCGAUUCUUGAUGCUUAUAAGCUCGCAAUGCAGACAAGUGUACCCGGUGCUGUUCUAUGGUGUGAUGUUCAGUUAACCAAAGAUGACUUUGGCAUUUGCUACCCUGAUUUAAAGCUGAACAAUCACUCAACUAUUGAAAGUGUCUACCCAAAACGCCGAAAAUCUUAUCUGGUUAACGGAGUCCCUACUAACGGUUGGUUCACCAUUGAUUUCUCCUUGAGAGAUCUCAAGAAUGUUUCUUUGAUCCAAGGAAUAUUAUCACAGACAGGAAAAAUUGAUGGAAAUGGAUUCUCAAUUUUAACGGUCCAAGAUGUAACAGCGCAGAUAAAACCAGAAAGUAUUUGGUUAAAUGUUCAGCACGAUGCAUUCUAUGCUCAACAUAAUCUGAGCAUGAGCAGCUUUCUGGUAUCAGCUUCAAGAACUGUUUCCAUUGACUACAUCUCUUCCCCUGAACUGAAUUUCUUUCAGAAACUUACCGGCCAUUUCGGGCGUAACGGACCAAGUUUUGUGUUCAAAUUUCUUGGAAAAGAAGAUUUUGAGCCGACAACAAAGCGAACAUAUGGUUCUAUCUUGAGUAACCUAACUUAUGUCAAGACGUUUGCUUCAGGAAUUCUCGUUCCGAAAUCGUACAUAUUGCCACUGGAUGACAAGCAGUACUUGCUUCCUCCUACAUCCUUAGUUCACGAUGCUCAUAAAGCUGGAUUACAAGUAUAUGUGUCAGGUUUUUCCAAUGAUGCUGAUAUUGCAUAUAACUACAGUUUCGAUCCAGUGUCUGAGUAUCUAUCUUUUAUGGACAAUGGUGAUUUCUCUGUCGAUGGUGUGCUCUCUGAUUUUCCCAUAACUGCAUCUGCAUCAAUUGACUGCUUCUCCCACAUUGGCAGAAACGCUACAAAACAAGUGGAUUUUCUUGUUAUAUCAAAACAUGGAGCGAGUGGGGACUAUCCUGGAUGUACAAAUCUGGCAUAUGAUAAGGCAAUCAAAGAUGGAGCUGAUGUUAUCGACUGCUCGGUCCAAAUGUCCAGGGAAGGAAAACCCUUUUGCUCAAAUUCCAUUGAUCUCGAGAAAAGCACAAUGGCCGCCCAGACUCCUCUUAGAAACCGUUCAACAAUUAUUCCUGAGAUUAGCUCACAUGCUGGAAUAUACACUUUUAGUCUCACAUGGCCUGAGAUCUACAACUUGACUCCUGCGAUUUCAAACCCUUACAGGAAUCCGAAUGAGAGAGAUUCUGGGAGGAUUAUGUCACUCUUUGAAUUUCUGAACUUGGCAAAGAACUCCACUUCUCUCUCUGGUAUUUUGAUCAGUGUAGAGAAUGCAGUGUACCUUAGAGAGAAGAAAGGUCUCGACCUUGCUAAAGCGGUUCUUGAUACACUCACGGAAGCUGGUUACAGCAAUGGAACGACCACGAAAAGAGUCAUGAUACAGUCGACGAACAGCUCGGUUUUAGUUGACAUCAAAAAGCAGAGCAAGUAUGAGACUGUCUACAAAGUUGAAAAAACAAUUGAUGAUAUUAGUGACUCUGCUAUCGAAGACAUAAAGAAAUUCGCUGACGCUGUUGUCAUCAUAAAACCAUCAGUCCUUCCCUUAUGUGAUGAUUCAUUUGUCACUGGGAAAACCAAUGUAGUGGAGAGGCUGCAGAAGUCUAAGCUCCUGGUCUAUGUGGAACUGUUUCAGAAUGAGUUUGUAUCUGAUGCAACAGUUGAGAUAAACUCAUAUAUCACUGGAGCCGGUAUCAAUGGAACCAUCACAGAGUUUCCUCUUACCGCUUCAAAAUACAAAAGGAAUCGAUGUCUGGGAACGAAAGAAACUCUACCGUACAUGGCCCCUGUUAUACCUCGCGGUCUCUUACAAACGGUGAAUCCUUUAUCUCCAGCCCCAGCUCCAAGCCCAGCUCCAAGCCCAGUUUUCACAGAUGAUUAUGUCGCUGGGCCACCACUACCUCCAAACCUUAGUUUCACAAAUGAUGGUCGUUACAAACUAUGCAGCCAACCGUUUAGCUGUGGCGAUCAGAAGGAUCUAUUGUACCCUUUCUGGAUACCUGAGAGAGAAGAGUGCGGCUACCCCGGCUUCAUGCUCAAUUGCAGCAGUGGAUUCGCAGAGCUGACUCUCUCCUCCGUGAAGUUCAGAAUCUUAAUGGCAAACUAUGACUUACAUUACAUAACUCUCGCCAGAAUGGAUUAUACCGACAAUCUUUGUCCCUCAAAUCCACGAAAUGAACAAUUCAACCAAAGCGCCCUUCAAUUCGAUCCCGGCACCAAGCUGCUAACAAUUUUAUAUGGCUGCCGGGACUUACCAUCAAAUAUUUCUAAUAGCCUAGUUUACAAUUACGUUACAGAUUUUCAAUGUGAGGGUGGUAUGGAAGGGCUAAGAAACUACUGCUUUGUGAAAAACACCUCGUCUGCUUUGCUCUACAUGAGGGAUGGCACUAAAGACUUGGAGAAAAAUUGCAAAAAGGAAGUCAGUAUACCUGUUUGUGACUCGACGUUAUCCAGUCUGCGUUCAGAUAAUCCAAACAAGUCUCUUGAAAAGGGUUUCAAUCUUGAAAUUAAACAAGACUGCUUAGUGUGCUUAGAAUCCAACGGUGCUUGUGGAUAUAAUCGCGGAUUCGUCUGCUAUUGUGGCGAUGGGACUCAUGGACAUAACUGUUAUGGGUCUUUGGUCAACGCAAUCCACAAAGGAUCUUGGAUCAAUGUAAUUCUCAAAGUUGCGGGUUCGAUAGCAGGCGUUGUUCUGUUCGUGAUCUUAUUAUUAUUCUUUCGUCAUUAUCUACGGAUGAAAGAAUUACGUCUGAGACAACAGAACCUGAAGUCCCUCAUUCCACUCAAACACUACACUUAUGCACAGGUGAAAAGAAUUACAAAGUCAUUUGCGGAAGUGGUCGGGAGAGGCGGAUUUGGAAUUGUUUAUAGAGGAACUCUUUCUGAUGGCCGUAUGGUUGCGGUGAAACUCUUGAAAGAUUCAAAGGGUAAUGGUGAAGAUUUCACCAAUGAAGUUGCAAGCAUGAGCCAAACUUCUCAUCUCAACAUUGUUACCUUGCUUGGUUUCUGCUCUGAAGGUUCCAAACGAGCAAUUAUAUAUGAAUUUUUGGGAAAUGGAUCUCUUGAUAAAUUCAUCUCAGACAAGUCCUCGGUGAAUUUGGAUUGGGCGACAUUGUAUCAAAUUGCGUUAGGAGUUGCCCGUGGUCUGGAGUACUUGCAUCAUGGCUGCAAAACAAGGAUUGUACAUUUCGACAUCAAACCACAAAAUGUACUCUUAGAUGAAAACUUUUGCCCCAAAGUUUCGGACUUUGGGCUUGCUAAGCUCUGUGAGAAGAAAGAGAGUGUCUUGUCAUUGCUGGACACAAGAGGUACAGUAGGGUACAUUGCACCAGAAAUGAUUUCAAGAGUUUAUGGGAGCGUGUCUUACAAGUCAGAUGUUUAUAGCUAUGGAAUGUUAGUUCUUGAGAUGAUUGGUGCAAGGAACAAAGAAAGCGCUCAUCAAGACUCUGCUUCUAACACAAGUUCAAUAUACUUUCCUGAAUGGGUAUAUAGGGAUCUUGAAUUAGGAAAGCCUAGAAGGCUUAUUGAGGACGGAAUCAACAAUGAGGAAGAGGAGGUAGCAAAGAAGAUGGCAUUGGUGGGUUUGUGGUGUAUUCAGCCUUCCCCAUUAGAUCGGCCACCAAUGAACAGAGUCGUAGAGAUGAUGGAAGGAAGUCUUGAAGCUCUUGAAGUGCCUCCAAGGCCUGUCUUGCAGCAAAUUCCCACGGCAGCUCUUCAGGAAUCUCUAACGCUUUCAGAUAGUUUGGUUUAAGCAGAAUGUUUGAUAUCUGUAGCCCUUUGAAAUUUAUCAAAGCGCAGAAGCAGCGAUACAUGUAUCUGAGAAAUGUCAUAUAAUGUCUAUAUUUCGAAAAAAGUGAAAACAUAUGUUAAAUUAGUUUGUUGAGUGGUGUUAUCUUAAAUUGCUCAAGUUCAGAUCAA